AUGACAUCUAGAGAAUUAUCAACUGUUGAGAUUGUGGAUAUUGAACAAUCAAAUGAAAGGAAUCGUGAGCCACGUUGGGAACCAGAUGAGGAAGGUAUUGGUGCAGGAGGUGUCAUAUUGUUCAUUCUCAUAACUAUACUAUUUAUUUGUACAUUUCCAAUAACAAUAUUUUUUGCAAUUCGUACAGUCAAAACAUAUGAAAGAGCUAUUAUUUUACGUUUUGGUCGUUUGAAACGAUCUGGUGGAAAAUAUGUUUUAGGUGCAGGAUUACAGUUUGUCAUGCCAUGUGCAGAUCAAAUGAUUCGAAUAGAUUUGCGUACAAAGACUGUGAACAUACCACCACAAGAAAUAUUGACAAGUGAUGCAGUUACUGUUGGUGUAGAUGCUGUUGUAUUUAUGCGUGUGAUUGAACCAGCUGCCGCUUUAUUACGAGUUGAAAAUGCAGCCAAAUCAGCUGAGCUACUGGCAGUUACAGCGUUGCGUUCAGUAUUGGGAACAUAUGAAUUAUCUCAAUUAUUGACAAAUCGUGACCAGAUUGAUUCCAAGCUGGCCGUUUUACUGGACCAGGCUACAGGUGAAUGGGGAAUUAAGGUGGAACGAGUUGAAAUUAAAGACGUUUCAUUGCCUCAAGAAAUGCAACGAGCCAUGGCGGCAGAAGCGCAAGCUGUUAGAGCUUCUAAAGCUAAAGUAAUAGCAGCACAAGGUGAAUUAGAAGCAUCGUCGACAUUAAGGAAAGCUGCUGAGGAAAUGGCUAGAUCACCAACUGCCUUACAAUUACGUUAUUUACAAACAUUGGCUACGAUCGCAACAGAACAAAAUUCAACAAUUGUAUUUCCGUUACCCAUAGAACUACUUCAAAGUUUCUUAUCAAAGAAACAAUCGUAA
Messenger RNA from Schistosoma spindalis, 885 nucleotides. The record is from the annotation of a GenBank genome assembly. Lineage: Eukaryota; Metazoa; Platyhelminthes; Trematoda; Strigeidida; Schistosomatidae.